AAAGUCACGUGACAAGCUGACCACUCCAAUAUCCGCCUUUUGCUCGUCAACAAACACGAGUUGUUGAGCGACCUUUGUCGUGUAUUCCGAGUCAAGCUCUUGCAAUUGAACGACAUGACGUCGCAACUCGUCUGUUUUGUUCUCCUGUUGUGCGCCGCCGUUCGCUUUGAGGCGGCCCCGCCCGGAAGAGGAACCGAGCCGGCGGACGCAGGAAGGUUUUGGCACAUCACCGACCUUCAUUUGGACCCCACCUACCACCUGGCGCCGGACCCCACCAAAGUAUGUUUCUCCUCCAAAGGGAAGCCCACCACCGAUGCCGGUCCGUUUGGGGACUUUUUGUGCGACUCGCCCUACGGCCUCAUCCAGUCGGCUUUCAUGCACAUGAAGAGCCUCGUCCAACCAAACGACUUCAUCAUUUGGACCGGAGACAGUCCACCUCACGUUCCGGUAAGCGAGCUGUCCACGUCGAUGGUGAUCGAAGUGAUUAGCAACUUGACACAAAGCAUCCGACAACAUUUCCCAAACGUCAGCGUCUUUCCCGCCAUGGGGAACCAUGACUACUGGCCGCAGGAUCAACUGCCUACGUCCACAAACGACAUCUACAAGGCAGCCGCCCGCCUUUGGAGCCCCUGGUUGCAAGACGACGCAUUGAAAACUCUUUCACGAGGAGGCUUCUACACCCAGCUGGUUCGUCCGGGUGUACGAGUGGUGAGCGUCAACAGCAUCCUCUACUACGGCCCCAACCACGCCACCGUCAACAUGAGCGACCCGGCGGGACAAUACGAGUGGUUGGAUGACACGCUGAAAAAGGCGGGCGACGACAUGGAGAAGGUGUAUAUAAUUUCGCACGUUCCGCUGGGAUUCCUGCCCUCGCUCCGUAACGUGACGGCCAUCAGGGAUGAGCACAACGAGAAGCUGCUCAACAUCUUUCGGCGCCACAGUCAUGUGAUCGCGGGACAUUUCUACGGACACACGCAUAAAGAUAGCAUCAUGGUGCUCCUGGACUCCAAAGAUUCACCUGUGAACUCUGUGUUUGUGGCUCCGGCGGUAACGCCUAUCAGAAGCUUUUCGGAGCCGUACUCCAAUAACCCAGCGGUGCGAUUGUAUUUCUAUGACAAACGAGACUUUGGCAUUUUGGACCUGUGGCAAUACUUCCUCAACUUGACCGAGGCGAACCUCGAGCAACGAGCCAACUGGAAGCUGGAGUACAUCAUGACAAAAGCGUUUGGGAUGCCGGACCUGCGGCCGCCUAAUCUUCUGCAACUGGCUGUGCGCUUGUGGCUACCGCCCAACGCCGCUUUCGACACCUACUUUGCUCACUUCACGGUUAGUUACGAUGGCAGGCCGUCAUGCCAGGGAGAGUGUAAGAUCCUCCAGUUGUGCUCCAUGCUCCACCUGGACCAGGCUCGCUACGGCGCUUGCGUGGGGGCACGACAACAUCGUCACAGUCUCGCCAGUAACCUUCUUUGAUAUCCAUUUAUGGAUUUCAGCACGUAUUUGUUUCUGUGCCACUAUCACCAGAAUAAUAAUACCGCCAUAAUCAUAGUAAGAUGACCCAAAAUUGUCUGAUGUGCCUCUCAAUUUUUUUCAGACUUGGCAACAUGAAAUUUGGUUGCCAUGUCUGUCAUGAGUACACCACAAAAAAGUCUCAAGAGGCCGUGCCUGAAAAGAAAUAGGAAGUCUUUUUGCUAUGAAAAUGAUCAUUUUUUUAGUCAUUUAGAAGUUGUGAAUUUGUUUUGCGAAAAAAAAAAAGUGUUUAGGGUGGAAAAUUGAAAACAGGAGUAGAUCCACAAAAAAGUCUCAAGAAACUGUAUUCAGUUUAGGUUUGGCGCAACCAAGCCAGGGUCAUAUUUGAGGCAUCAAAUUGGAUUUAUUUUAUUGAAACCAGUUUAAUUUAACAUGAUGAAAUUUGGUAGACAGUCUAUCAUGAGUAGACCCACAAAAAAAGACUUAAGAAACCAUUCCUGAGGAUACAGGAAGUCUGGCAUUUUAUUUUGGGAGGCCAUUUUGCACUUGUUUUUUGGGGGCUUGGGGGGCUUCUUCAAACACCAAGUUGCUCUCGAGAUUUUCUUUUUCCCCAUUUGCUUCCGAAUUUGGAGCACACAUACUCACGGAUGAUGCGAGCCUGACAAACAUCAUGCACCAUGAAAAACAGCUGCUAGGGAAUUGCAUUGACUAUGAUUGCUGAAGCAUGAGCAUUGCACAGUUGAAAUGAAUGUAAAAAGUGGAUGAUUGUUGACACUUCAUUCUGUCGUCUUCUGAAUUCUGAAACCAUCUCAUUGCUGACAAUUGUUGACUUGAUUUCAAGUUUUGCUCUUUAAAAAAUGCUAGCUGAA
Molecule: messenger RNA, 2336 nt
Organism: Hippocampus zosterae (dwarf seahorse)
Lineage: Eukaryota; Metazoa; Chordata; Actinopteri; Syngnathiformes; Syngnathidae
Gene: smpdl3a
Product: sphingomyelin phosphodiesterase acid like 3A
Exons: 8
Coding region: 115-1470 (451 amino acids)
Biological process (GO): sphingomyelin catabolic process
Molecular function (GO): sphingomyelin phosphodiesterase activity
Source: RefSeq, a predicted model, not a curated record